CUUGAAUCUCCCCCCUUCCCCUCCUGCUCUUCCAAACCCACUCAACUUCCCCAUGACAUCUUAACUUCUCUUCUUUUCAACUUUCUCCAUCCCCCACCCUAUUGCUACUUUCUUGGCUACUUCCCCAAGACUUAUAUCCCCGCUACUUACCUUGGUGGUUUUUUUCCUUUUCAUCUGCAUCUAAUUUCAUCCUCUUCUUCGUCUAAAAAAUGAGCUCCAAGGAUCCACAUAGCGGCGUUCCCGCCUCGAGCAAAGGCUCGUGGACAAGUUUCCUUAAGUCUAUCGCUUCCUUCAAUGGAGACCUUUCCUCCCUGACCGCACCCCCUUUCAUCCUCUCCUCCACCUCCUUGACUGAGUAUUCCGCCUACUGGGCCGAACACCCUGCUCUGUUCGUGGCUCCUGCCAAAGAAGCUGAUCCCGAAAAGAGAGCAUUGGCUGUCCUCAAGUGGUUCCUCAGCACACUUCACCAACAAUACUGCAGCCGCAGUGAGAAGCUCGGCAGUGAGAAGAAGCCUCUCAACCCCUUCCUCGGAGAGCUGUUCCUGGGCAAGUGGGACUCGGAUGCAGAGGUUGGUGAGACCAGCCUGAUCAGUGAGCAGGUCAGCCAUCACCCCCCUGCCACUGCCUACGCCAUCCGGAACGAGAAGCACGGUGUCGAACUCCAAGGAUACAACGCCCAGAAGGCAUCCUUCUCUAGCACCAUCCAGAUCAAGCAGAUCGGCCACGCUCUUCUGACUCUCACUCCCCCCGGGGCCGACAAGAACGAUGCCUCCCAGCAGGAGAAAUAUCUCAUCACUCUUCCCGCCCUGCAUAUCGAAUCCUUGAUCUACGGUACGCCGUUCGUCGAGCUUGAGAAGACAACCCGCAUCGCCAGCAGCACGGGUUACAUUGCCAAGAUCGACUACUCUGGCAAGGGUUGGUUGAGCGGCAAGAAGAACACCUUCAGCGCCAUUCUCUACAAGGAGAGCGAGGGUGAGAAGAAGCCCCUGUACACCAUUGACGGUCAGUGGUCGGACUCGUUCGUCAUCAAGGAUUCCAGAAAGCACGAGGUGGAUAGAUUCUCAGUCAAGGAAACCCAGACCACCCCCUUGACCUUGGCACCACUUGACCAGCAAGACCUCUACGAGAGCCGGCGGGCAUGGCGAGACGUGGCGGCGGGCAUUGAGCGAGGCGAUAUGGACGCUGUGUCCGUGUCUAAGUCCAAGAUUGAGAAUGCCCAGCGUGAGCUGCGCAAGGUUGAGAAGUCGGAGGGUCGUGAGUGGGAGCGUCGGUUCUUCAAGCGUGUCAACGAGAGCGAAGAUGAAGCUUUCCAGCAGCUUGGCCCCAAGCUCGGCCUUACCUCCCUGGAGAGUGACAAGACAGGCGGUGUCUGGCGGUUUGACUCGGCCAAGGCAACCGACGCCAAGCCACCUUACCAUGCAACUGGAGGCGAGGGCCUGGGUGUCACUGCAUAAACAGGAUAUUGAUUGCGAAGCUAAUGGCUAGUUCUCCCUUGGUCUGCGUGGUCGGAUAGGGUGGUGAAAUUAGCAGGGAUGAUUACCAUCAUAGAUUGCGUUCUCUUUCUAUUUCUCUUCGUUUUCUCUUUCUUUCCUUGCUCUGUUUCGGGGGUUUUGGUAUCUGUAUAUAGAACAACAGCGAGAACUGGAUAGUUCCUAGACCAAGCCGGCAGAUUACUCUUCUGCUUCUGGUUCGCGGGUCACGUCGACCAUUUGAAGGACAGGUCUUCGUCAGAAAAUGAAUUGAAUCCUGACAUCCAGUCAACAUCCAGUCGGCCACAACAGUGGUCCGAGCGAUUAUUGUUACCUGAUUUUCCAGACUAUUGAUAAACAAUGCAGGCG
This is a messenger RNA of Aspergillus fijiensis CBS 313.89, 1838 nucleotides long. RefSeq names its product OSBP family protein. Gene Ontology annotation, cellular component: membrane; cytosol; intracellular membrane-bounded organelle. Lineage: Eukaryota; Fungi; Ascomycota; Eurotiomycetes; Eurotiales; Aspergillaceae. Gene Ontology annotation, molecular function: oxysterol binding. Bases 210 to 1454 code for a protein of 414 amino acids. The record is from RefSeq and is a predicted model, not a curated record. The transcript is spliced from 4 exons. Gene Ontology annotation, biological process: endocytosis; exocytosis; piecemeal microautophagy of the nucleus.